This is a messenger RNA of Mya arenaria, 942 nucleotides long. Its product is annotated as NXPE family member 3-like. Lineage: Eukaryota; Metazoa; Mollusca; Bivalvia; Myida; Myidae. Bases 1 to 942 code for a protein of 313 amino acids. The record is from RefSeq and is a predicted model, not a curated record. The transcript has 5 exons.
AUGGACUCCCAUGACGGGGGUGUUAUUCCUUCCAUAUGUUCUAUGACUGAGGAGGAUACAUUAUCAGAUGUAAACACAAACGAAGAUGACUUUUUGCCUUUCCCACACCUUUUGACUGAGGAGGACACAAUAUCAGAUGAACCCACAAACGAGUUGACUCAUGUGUCUUCAGCAGAAAAAUCAACAUUUACAAUAAUUGACAGGAAAGAAGUGUAUACACUUGGCGACAAAAUCAAAGUACAGAUAGAGCUUUACGACCAUGCUGGGAACCGGAAGUCUAGUGGAGGCGAGUUGGUCAAAGUCACCCUUACCAGAAGUGACCUUACAAAUACGGCUGUCACUGGUUACGUGCUUGACAACGGUAACGGAAGCUACACGGCGGAAAUAGAGGCACUAUGGGCUGGCAAAUCAAACUUGUCUGCUAGUCUGGUUUACAGCAGGCAAGCCAUAGCUGCUCUAUAUAGAAUAAGGAGAGAGAUACUUUCAACGAGGGUUAUUCAGGCCACAUUUAGCAGUAGGACAUAUCAAGAAACAACUGACUGCCAUCCAAAUAUUUCACAUUUAUUGAAACUGAAGAACUACAGUGCUUUUUGCAACUUUACAUACAUCAAUUCUGGGAUGCCAUGGUACUGUGGGCGACCACGUGACAUUCAUUUGCUGUGUGAAGACUGGCAUGCGGUCAAAACACAGGCAUUUCCACCCUUGCCUAUCACCAAAGUAGAAGACACGAUUAUCUCAAGAGGUGUUGUUCCCAUCUCAAAAGCCAUUGCCCUUCAAGUAGCGGGAAAUCGGCAGAUGGAGGCCAAGAAUCCUUGUUCCCGCAGGAACUUCCGUGAACUCUGGAGAGAACGACAGCCCACGGGAUACUUCUUCAACGGAAUUUGGCAUCUGAGACAAUGUGCAGGCCGAUCGAAGCGACACUACUCUUCCACGGUUAUGUAG